AUGAAAUUCUCACAUUCACUACAAUUUAAUGCUGUUCCAGAAUGGUCUUCAAAAUAUAUUGCAUAUACAACUUUGAAAAAGCUAAUAUAUUCAUUACAAAGGGAUAAUUUAAGAAGGAUACAUUUAUCAGGUGAAGGUGAUGAAAAUUUCGAUUUAGAAGAAAAUUCUCAUUUAAUUGAUAAUAAUUAUUCAAGUAUUGGACAAUUAGAUGAUAUAGAUUCCAAAAAUCCACAAAUUGUAUUUGAAGCUGCUUUGAAUGCAGAAUUGAAAAAAAUUGAUAAUUUUUUUAAAAAUCAAGAACAAUUUAUAUUUAAAAGUAUUGAUGAAUUAGUUUAUGAUAUUGAAAUAUUUGAGAAAGAAAUUGAUAGUUCAUUACUUGCAAUGAAAGGGAAUACAAGAUAUAAACCAAGAAGAGUUAAAAGUAGUAGAAGAUUUUCUGAAACUUCUGGUGAACAAUAUAUAACAAAUACAACGGAUCCUGAUACUGAAUUUACUCAAGCAGAAGGUGAUUUUGACGACGACGAUGAUGAUGAUGAUGAUGAUAAUGCACAAGAAGAACACUAUAUUGAAGAAUUAGAAAGAGCUUAUACUCCAACAGUAGAAUCACGUGGUAGACAAGUGAAAAGAAUGGGAUCAGCUCCAAAUAUACAUCAUGAUGAUCCAAAUGAAAAUGGUUUAACUCAAACAAGAUCAAUUGAUGAAUAUCUUAAAUCUCCCAAAUCACCUCGUUUAUGGAAUGAAUUAUCAAAUGUAACAACUUCUGAUAAUAGAUUACCCCCACAAUUAAUUUUAUUAAGUGAAAGUAGAAUAAUACUUAGAAAAAGAACAAUUGGAUUGUUUACAACAUUAUCGGAAUUAAAAUCAUAUAUUGAAUUAAAUUAUACAGGUUUCAAAAAGGCUUUAAAAAAAUUUGAUAAAUCUUUAAAUACGAAUAUAAAAGAUCAAUAUUUAGAUUCAUUACCAUCAAAAUCUUAUAUUUUCAAAAAAUCAACCUUACAAAAAGUAAACGAUAGAUUAGAUGCUUUGAUUAAAAUAUAUGCAUUAAUUUGUAAUCAUGGUGAUGAUUUAGAAACUGCUAAAUCAGAAUUAUCAAUUCAUUUAAGAGAACAUGUUGUCUGGGAAAGGAAUACUGUUUGGAGAGAUAUGAUUGGAUUAGAAAGGAAAUCUCAUGCUGCAAAUUCAAAACUAAUAGAUCAAAGAGAAAGAAUGAAUAAUGAUGAUAAAGAAGCUGAUUUAAAAUCAAGUGGUAAUAAAAUUAUGAGUUUUAAUAUAUCAGUUAAAAAUCCUGUAUUGGUGAAAUUGUUAUGUAUUAUUACAAUUACUGUGUUAUUAUUAUUCUUUUCCCCAUUUGAUGAUAAACCACAAAGAAAUUGUUUUGCAAUGUUAAUAUGUGCUUCAUUAUUAUGGGCUACUGAAGCUAUUCCCUUAUUUGUAACAUCAUUAAUGUUACCUUUAUUAAUUGUCAUAUUCAAUAUAAUCAAAAAUGAUGAUGGGUCAGUAAUGGAUUCAAUAAAUGCAUCUAAAUAUAUAUUAAGUCAAAUGUGGAAUUCAGUUAUUUUGUUAUUAUUAGGUGGUUUUACAUUAGCAGCUGCAUUAUCAAAAUAUCAUAUUGCAAAAUUAAUAUCGACUUGGAUUUUAUCAAAAGCUGGUACAAACCCUUCAAUUGUUUUAUUAACUAUUAUGGGAGUUGCAUUAUUUUCUUCAGCAUUUUUAUCAAAUGUUGCUGCUCCAGUCAUGUGUUUAAGUUUAAUUACACCAUUAAUUCGUACAUUACCAAAAGGUUCACAAUUCAUUAAAGCAUUGAUCUUAGGUAUUGCAUUGGCUUCAAAUAUUGGAGGUAUGGCAAGUCCAAUUGCAUCACCACAAAAUAUGAUUGCAAUUGGUGCUAUGGAACCACAACCAUCAUGGGGUCAAUGGUUUGUGAUUGCAGUACCAAUUUGUGUAUUAUCAUUAUUAUUAAUCUGGAUUUUCUUAUUAAUAACUUUUAAUUGUAAUGCUAAAAACACUCAUUUAGUUCCAAUUAGAACAAUUGAUGAUAAAUUUACAAGUAUUCAAUGGUUUAUUGUUACUGUAUCAUUGGGCACAAUAUUUUUAUGGUGUAUUGCAUCAAAAUUAACUUUUAUAUUUGGAGAAAUGGGGAUUAUAUCAUUAAUACCAUUAAUUUUAUUUUUUGGUUCAGGAUUAUUAACAACUGAAGAUUUUAAUAAUUAUCCAUGGAAUAUUGUAGUAUUAGCAAUGGGAGGGACAGCAUUAGGUAAAGCUGUAGCAUCAUGUGGUUUAUUAAAUACUAUCGCUAUAGAAAUUCAAAAACAAGUUGAAGAUUUUUCAUUAUUUGGAGUUACAUUAACUUUUGGUUUAUUAAUUUUAAUAAUGGCAACAUUUGUAAGUCAUACAGUAGCUGCUUUAAUUGUUGUACCAUUGGUUCAAGAAAUUGGUAAUAAUAUGCCAGAACCUCAUCCAAGGUUAUUAAUUAUGGCAAGUGCUUUAUUAUGUUCAGCUGCUAUGGGUUUACCAACUUCAGGAUUUCCAAAUGUUACUGCUAUUUGUAUGACUGAUGAAUUUGGUAAACCAUAUUUAACAGUUGGAACAUUUAUAACAAGAGGUGUACCAAGUUCAUUUAUUGCUUAUGGUAUGAUUGUAACACUUGGUUAUGCCACAAUGAAGAUAAUUAAUUUUUAA
Molecule: messenger RNA, 2679 nt
Organism: Lodderomyces jiufengensis
Lineage: Eukaryota; Fungi; Ascomycota; Pichiomycetes; Serinales; Debaryomycetaceae
Gene: PHO91
Product: Pho91p
Exons: 1
Coding region: 1-2679 (892 amino acids)
Biological process (GO): polyphosphate metabolic process; phosphate ion transport; monoatomic anion transmembrane transport
Cellular component (GO): membrane
Molecular function (GO): phosphate transmembrane transporter activity
Source: RefSeq, a predicted model, not a curated record